Gongylonema pulchrum is the source of this 330-nucleotide messenger RNA. The record is from the annotation of a GenBank genome assembly. NCBI's taxonomy places the organism in Eukaryota, Metazoa, Nematoda, Chromadorea, Rhabditida, Gongylonematidae.
AAGCAGACGAGCGAGGUAAAAUCUGAGCUGUACAGGAAAAUGCAUAAACGGAUUGCUGUGCAGACACUGCGCAUGAAAGAGCUGGGAAGAUUGAAGAAGCCUGAGGAUGCCAAAGAGACGGUAGAAAUUCCCAGCAAGAACGAAUUGCCGAAAUUGAAACGAAAAAUUCAGGAGGAAUCUGAUCAGUCGCCGAAAGUCUGCGAACAGAAGGUGAAGGUGGAGAAGCCGUCCCGCAGCAUUCAGCAGAAAAGAAGCGCAAUAUUGCUACCGCAGUCACCUGUUGUACUGGCGAAAAGGCCGAGGAAUUUUUGGUCAGAACGAGAAAAUUAG